Drosophila obscura is the source of this 1284-nucleotide messenger RNA. RefSeq lists its product as uncharacterized. The record is from RefSeq and is a predicted model, not a curated record. NCBI's taxonomy places the organism in Eukaryota, Metazoa, Arthropoda, Insecta, Diptera, Drosophilidae. Bases 1 to 1284 code for a protein of 427 amino acids. The transcript is spliced from 2 exons.
AUGCCAGGAGAGGGACACUGGGGCAGAAGCGCCAAAUGGCAGACACGGCUGCUUCGAUGGACUGUGCUGGGCAUCGGCUGGACCCUGUAUCUCUUCUGUCGCGGCUGUGUGAUUGGACAGAUGAAAUACGAUCCCGCACGGGGGCAGAUGAUCAUUCGGGCGCGCGGACUCUUAGCCAAACGCAUUGCACUGCUCAUUAAGCUGGCUGUACUCUUGUCAGACUACUUUGGCGCUUUCUAUAUAUUGGGGGCCAUUUUACCACUUCUGCCGGAGAUCGACGAUCACAAGCGGAACGGCAGGCGGAUAUUCGAGAGCCUGGUGACUUUGGUGGGCAUGGUGCUGGCCUACUGGAACAUCGGGCUUCUGCUCUACUGGCUGAGCAGCCUCCGCUACAAUCGAUCCAUUGUCCGGGUGGUCAAUGAGGUCAUCCGGCUGCACGCCCUCAUUGACCGCUGCUUCGGGCCACUCCUCGUGGCUGAGCUGCACAUUCUGGUCGUGUUCGUGGCCGAGCUGCACAUGACUGUCCUGCACCUCUUCAACUGCCUUCGUAUCGAAAUGUUUCUGUUCCUGUACAAUAUCGUUCUGCUGGAGGUCUUCUUCUGUGCCUACAUGGCCUACCAGAUGCUCCUGCUCUCCUGGCUCUCCAGCUUCAGUCUCUUCCUGCAUCGCUAUCGACUGCAGGGAACAUCCGCUCGCGGGCAGCGCACCAAGCUCCUGCGCCUGUUCCGCCUGUACGCGCGGGUAAGCAAUGGACACCAGGCGAUUAUGCAACUGUGGCUUCCGGUGGCCAGUAUGCUCUUUUCCAGCAUCGUUAUUAUGGUCGUCGAUUGUGCCACCAUCGUCAACUGCAUUCUGUUCAAGCACAACCUGGACAUGAGGCAGAAAUGGGAUGAGAUCUUCAGUCAUCUGGGUGCCUGUCUCUCUCCACUGCUGCGAAUGCUUCUCCUGGGCCUGUGCAACGACUCUCUGACUCGGCUGGAGAACCUGCUGAGUCUCCAGCUGCUGGGCACCGAUUUGGGACAUCACCAACUCGAAGGCGACUACAGGAAGGACUCUGAGCAGGAAGGCUUUGUCAGGCAUUUGAGGAAUCUGCAAAUCUGUUUCGAUCUGCAGACGCGUGCCCAGCCCAUUAGAAACCACAUCAUGAGCGUGAAUCAGAUAUGCGGCUGUCCUUUCUUCCUGGAUUUCUUCUUUUGUACCCUAAUCAACUCCUUCAGCUGUGUGCAGUAUGUCUUGAGUUUGGGCCCACAGUCGGAGAACUUCCAGGGUUUCUUUUCGUCGUAA